Molecule: messenger RNA, 1179 nt
Organism: Melampsora larici-populina 98AG31
Lineage: Eukaryota; Fungi; Basidiomycota; Pucciniomycetes; Pucciniales; Melampsoraceae
Exons: 6
Coding region: 1-1179 (392 amino acids)
Biological process (GO): positive regulation of transcription by RNA polymerase II
Molecular function (GO): zinc ion binding; sequence-specific DNA binding; DNA-binding transcription factor activity, RNA polymerase II-specific
Source: RefSeq, a predicted model, not a curated record
AUGUCAGAUUCAACCAACCCAAGACCUACAGAAUCUAAAAGGAAAAAGACUCUCAAACGCACUUUGGCGAGCUGCGUGGGAUGUCGGCGCCGAAGGACUAGAUGUGAUCGAGUCGAUCCUUGCUCAGAAUGCUAUCGUCGUGAUUUGCCUUGUUCUUACGAAGGCGCGAGUGCACCCUCAAUUGUAGCUAGACGUCAUCUCAAUCAAUUAGAUGAACGUGAGCAAUACAUCCAACAACUCGAGGCUAGGCUUGAAGCACUUGAAAAGUCUAGCUCGUCCCCCUGUCGUGCAUCUAAACAACCUAAACCGACACCUCCUCUGGAAGUGGAACAGACUUCAACAGAGACCAAAAUUGAUUUCUCAAGUGAUGACCUUGCCUAUCAUCUCAGCCAAAUCACACUUGGUCCUCGAGUUCAAUCCACAAAAAAUGAUCACCCCUUGAGAACUGAACUUGAAGCCUUACUUCAUUCAUCACCUCCUCGACCAACCCAUUCUAUCUUUCUCCACCAGCAAGCUUUCAAGAUGAGCCUCAUUCCUAAUGGUCCACCGAUUUCACUCGAAAGGUUUCAAGCUACUCUACCGCCAAGCUCAGAAUUAGCCGAAUUAGCCAAUCAAUACUUUCAAACCUUCAAUUUUUGGGUACCUUGCAUUGAACCAACUAAUUGGCCAGAAGUAGUUUUUAAUUGCUAUCAGCCACUCCCAUCGAAUCCUCAACCUGAACUUAUUCAUCAACUAGUAUCUGUUCUCACUGUAGCUGCUCAUGGUUUACUUCGUCGAGUUGACGUUCAUAAGCUCAAACCGAGUCAUUCUGAUACAAACCUUCAACACCAGCAAAUCGCAUUGGCUCAUCAUUGGUUUCAUCUCGCACUUAAUGCACUUAUUCAACCCGAUCAAGGUUCAGUCUUGACUCGUCCGACAAUUUGGGGCAUCCGUGCUAUGACUCUAUUAAGUAAUGUUGAGAUUGCACCUGAUGAUUUUGAUCAUGGAAUCUUCUUUUGGGGUCUUACUAGUAAUUUAGCCAGUAUGGUUGGCUUGUUUCAAGAACCUCCAGGUUUUGAUCAACCUCAGAGUAUGGUCGAAUUGGAGUCAAGGAGACAAUUGGCUUCCGCUAUCUUAGAAUUAGACGGGCAAGGCCGGGGGAGCAAUGUCAGGUGGAAUGCGGCCGCCAAUAAAUGGUGA